Molecule: messenger RNA, 2823 nt
Organism: Microcebus murinus (gray mouse lemur)
Lineage: Eukaryota; Metazoa; Chordata; Mammalia; Primates; Cheirogaleidae
Source: RefSeq, a predicted model, not a curated record
AUAAGAAAUCUCUCAUACAUAGAGCACUUGUUCCGGACCAGGCCCUGACACCGUUUCAAUGCUUCACUUUCUCACUAACGCUGAGCGAUAAGGGAUGCCAUGGCCCCGUUUACACAGGAGGACACUGAGGCUCAGAAGUCUGCCAGCCUCUACCUCUUGACUGUAGCCAGGGGGCUGUUUGAUAUGACCUCAUGAUAUGUGAAGUGUGUGACACCAGGCCUGGCAUUGUUAGCCGUAGCCCUGUAGGUUUAGUUAUCGUCAUAGGUGCUUUUUAUAUGUUUUGCCCCCGAGGGUGAGCUGCCACCCAGCUCCUGAGUCAGACCUUCACGUCUGGAGGGGCAUAGGGGGUGGUUUCUAUCUUGAUAUUGAGUCACCUGGUGGAGGGACACUGGGCAUAGGUCCAAGGCUCUAAAAUGAGUCAUCUCUUUACAUACCAAUGAGAAAUCAGAGGCAGGGGCCCACCUGGUGCAUCAUGUAGGUUGGUAAGCAGAGGUCCAUUUGAGUGAGGGACGAGGGCUCUUCUGAGGUAACACAGUACAGGGAUAGAGACAGAAAGGCCUGAUUCCCGACAAGGGGGAUAGGACGGGGGCAGCGGGGUUCUGUGGGGGAAGCAUCUUCAUCGCUCCCUCUCCCAGUGGUGGGAGAGGUGCCCCAACCAGCUGCUUCUAUUCCAGACUGUGAGAAGAGGGGCGAUGUGGCUGAAGGUGGGGGGCCUACUGCGGGGGACCCGUGGACAGCAGGGCCAGAUUGUUGGACUGCCUUGUGGGACCCUGGGGCCUGGGGCCCACUGGUGGGGGCCGUGUGGGGGUUCUUGGGCCCAAAAGUUUCAUCAGGAUGGGCCUGGAAGAGGCCUGGGUGAGGAGGAUAUUCGCAGGGCACGGGAGACCCGUCUCAGCAAGACACCCCGGCCCCAGCUGAGUGACCGUUCUCGAGAACGCAAGGUACCUGCCUCCCGCAUCAGCCGCUUGGCCAACUUUGGGGGACUGGCUGUGGGCUUGGGGCUGGGUGCGCUGGCCGAAAUAGCCAAGAAGUCCCUGCCAGGAGGACAACUGCAGCCAGAGGGCAGCUCCCGGCUGGGCUCCAGCCCCUUCCUCUCGGAGGCCAACGCCGAGCGGAUUGUGCAGACCUUAUGUACAGUUCGGGGGGCCGCCCUCAAGGUUGGCCAAAUGCUCAGCAUCCAGGACAACAGCUUCAUCAGCCCCCAGCUGCAGCGCAUCUUUGAGCGGGUCCGCCAGAGCGCCGACUUCAUGCCCCGCUGGCAGAUGCUGAGAGUUCUCGAAGAGGAGCUUGGCACAGACUGGCAGGCCAAGGUGGCCUCCUUGGAGGAGGUGCCCUUUGCCGCGGCCUCAAUCGGGCAGGUGCACCAGGGCGUGCUGAGGGACGGGACGGAGGUGGCCGUGAAGAUCCAGUACCCAGGUGUCGCCCAGAGCAUCCAGAGCGACGUCCAGAACCUGCUGGCGGUGCUGAAGAUGAGCGUGGCCCUGCCGGAGGGCCUGUUUGCUGAGCAGAGCCUGCAGGCCCUACAGCAGGAGCUGGCCUGGGAGUGUGACUACCGUCGCGAGGCAGCUUGUGCCCAGAGCUUCAGGCAGCUGCUGGCAGACGACCCGUUCUUCCGGGUGCCAGCUGUGGUUAAGGAGCUGUGCACAACAAGGGUGCUGGGCAUGGAGCUGGCUGGAGGGGUCCCCCUGGACCAGUGCCAGGGCCUGAGCCAGGACAUCCGGAACCAGAUUUGCUUCCAGCUCCUGAGGCUAUGUCUGCGGGAGCUGUUUGAGUUCCGAUUCAUGCAGACAGACCCCAACUGGGCCAACUUUCUGUAUGACGCCUCCAGCCACCAGGUGACCCUGCUGGACUUUGGUGCAAGCCGAGAAUUUGGGACGGAGUUCACAGACCAUUACAUCGAGGUGGUGAAGGCUGCAGCCGAGGGAGACAGAGACCGGGUCCUGCAGAAAUCCCGAGACCUCAAAUUCCUCACAGGCUUUGAAACCAAGGCAUUUUCUGAUGCCCACGUGGAGGCAGUAAUGAUCCUGGGGGAGCCCUUCGCCACCCAGGGCCCCUACGACUUUGGGGCAGGGGACACUGCCCGCCGCAUACAAGGCCUCAUCCCCGUGCUGCUGCAGCACCGCCUGCGUCCCCCACCUGAGGAGACCUACGCCCUGCACCGCAAGCUGGCUGGCGCUUUUCUGGCCUGCGCCCGCCUCCGCGCCCACAUUGCCUGCAGGGACCUCUUCCAGGACACCUACAACCGAUACUGGGCCAAUCGCCAGACACAGCCACUGACCAGAGGGGACCUCAGGGCGGAUCCCUCCUGACAGCCUCUGCGGGAGAUCCCAGGUCCAGCCCCAGAGCUGGGCCACCCCCCGCUGUGGUUCCUCCUGUCCCUGCCCUCUCUGCUCUGGGACCAGGGGGCCCCCUUGGGUUUCCCAGCCUUGCCUAGCUCCCCUCCUUGGCCCAGGAGCUCAGGAAGCCCAGGGCUAGGGAACUUCCAAGUUCAUGGCCUGUAUCCUGCUGCUCCCCACUCCAAAGUGAGUGUCCAGGAAUUCUAAGCCAGGGAAGCGGUUAACUUAUUUCUGCCAACAUGUGAGGGAGCCCUCAGGCCUUCUGCGUGCCAUUAUUGAGAACCGGACUCUGAGCGGGCGAGCCCCUCACCUCUGCCUGGGGUCUCCUGGUCUCCGAAAGAGAGAUGGUGGCCAGUGGAUUCAGCUCUCACCUUUGUCUCCCUCACUCUUCCACCAGCUGUCUUCACCCGGGUUCCAACCUCUCUGUGUGUUGGAGGGGUUGGGGGGUGGUGAACCUUCAGUGGGAAUAAAAGCGACCCUCCCCUUC